GAUAUAUCCAUCUUUAUAUCUUCAUGUCAUAUAAUCAUUCGAUGAUCGUAUAAUCUGAAUAAUUUCCAGGCUGGUUUCUGAGUAAAAAUAGGCGACCAUGCUUGCAUCCGCUAGAGCUCUGCUUGCAGGACCCCUUACAAAGCGAGGCUCACCUUUCGGUCAGGUGGUGUGCAGAAGCAUCACAGCCAGGGUGCCCACACAGGAGGAUGACAUCCACGAAGACUUCAAGCCCAAAUUUAAGGCUGAGGCGGAGCCACGCAGUGCGCCCAGCGCUUUAGACCAGAUCAAGCAGGACAUCACAGAGAACGAUGUCUUCUUGUACAUGAAGGGUGUCCCAGAGGCACCGCAGUGCGGCUUCAGCAACAUGGCAUGCAGAAUCCUGGACGCCUAUGGUGUGAAAUUUGGGAGUAGGAACGUGCUGGCAGACCCCGCCAUCAGGGAAGCCAUUAAGGAGUACAGCAACUGGCCCACCAUUCCCCAGGUGUACAUCAAAGGGGACUUUGUGGGCGGCAGCGAUAUUCUCAUGGGCAUGCACCAGAGCGGGGAGCUGACAGAAGCGCUGGAGGGCGCCGAAAAGGCUUAGGCAGCGCAGCUCACACCGUAGUUGACCGCAAAAAGUUGAUCCAGUCUAGGAGGCUGGAUAUCCCAUGCGCCCAAGUCUUCUUCUGCGCUCUGUGGAAAUAGGCAAGAAGGGUUUUUUACAUGUGCUAUCUAGCAUUGCUCUGCAUGACACUUGAGAAUAACUUUCUGAAGAGACAGGCACCAGAUUGCCGAGAGCCACCCAUUGUGGAAGUUUCCGCUGAUGCAUGAAGGGAUGCAUAGGUAGCAACUUUGAUCAACUCAUGAGCAGGUGACUGCAGUGUCUAGGAAUUAUGUCAAGCCUGGAGUCGUGUAGGGGCUGAAUAACAUAUUUCUUGGUUACAUGACAUGCUCGUUGCUGCUAUGAUUUAGCACACUUCAGCAAGGAGCAUGGGUAUUCCCCAAUAUUGCAGGUCCGUCAGUUCGGCAAUCAGCUGACAUUGUGACUGAACCGUACUCU
Messenger RNA from Coccomyxa subellipsoidea C-169, 1039 nucleotides. Its product is annotated as glutaredoxin. The record is from RefSeq and is a predicted model, not a curated record. The coding region runs from base 98 to 583 and encodes 161 amino acids. The transcript is spliced from 5 exons. Lineage: Eukaryota; Viridiplantae; Chlorophyta; Trebouxiophyceae; Coccomyxaceae.